AUGGGGAAGACUGGACAGAGCACAGUGGACUUAAACUCCCCAACAGAGGUCAAACAAGCAGUUCCCUUUGAGGAACUGGAUCCUGUGGCGCCCCCUGCAGGCGAAAAGAAGAAAACAGAAGAGCCGCCCGACAGGGGAAGCUGGAAGGGAAAGUUUGAUUUCCUGCUGUCGUGUGUGGGAUAUGCCAUUGGCCUGGGAAACGUCUGGAGGUUCCCUUAUCUGUGCGGCAAGAAUGGUGGAGGGGCCUUUCUGAUCCCGUACUUUAUGACUCUGGUGUUUGCUGGGAUCCCUCUCUUCCUCCUGGAGACAUCUCUGGGACAGUUCACCUCAGUGGGAGGGCUGGGGGUGUGGAAGCUCAUACCUAUGAUGAAAGGUGUUGGUAUCGCUGCAGUGGUCCUGUCCUUCUGGCUCAACAUCUACUAUAUUAUCAUCAUUGCGUGGGCUCUCUACUACUUAUUCAACUCCUUUGGUUCGGAGCUGCCUUGGCAGAGCUGUGAUAACCCCUGGAACACAGAGAAAUGUUUCUCCAACUACAGCCUGACGGACACCACCAACCUGACGAGCGCCGUCACCGAGUUCUGGGAGCGGAACAUGCACCAGCUGUCUAGUGGUCUGGAGGAGCCAGGAGAGCUUCGCUGGCCCUUGGUGGGCACUCUGGCGCUGGCCUGGGUCCUUGUCUAUUUCUCCAUCUGGAAAGGAGUGGAGUGGACCGGGAAGGUGGUGUAUUUCUCAGCCACCUAUCCCUACUUCAUGCUGUUCAUCCUGUUCUUCCGUGGGGUCACUCUGCCCGGAGCCAUAGAUGGGAUCCGCUUCUACAUUACUCCAGACUUUAACAAGCUCAUCCGCUCCGAGGUGUGGCUGGACGCAGCGACUCAGAUCUUCUUUUCCUACGGACUCGGCCUGGGCUCGCUCAUCGCACUGGGCAGCUACAACACUUACCACAAUGAUGUUUACAAGGACUCCAUCAUCGUGUGCUGCAUCAACUCCUGCACCAGCAUGUUCGCUGGCUUCGUAAUUUUCUCCAUCGUAGGCUUCAUGUCCUACAUCACGAAGAAGCCUGUCCAGGAAUUGGCAGCAUCAGGUCCAGGUCUGGCGUUUUUAGCUUAUCCUCAGGCUGUCACCCAGCUGCCUAUGUCCUCUCUGUGGGCCAUCCUCUUCUUCUCCAUGCUCAUGAUGCUGGGCCUGGACAGUCAGUUCUGCACAGUGGAAGGCUUCAUCACAGCUCUGAUGGAUGAAUAUCCCCUGCUGCUGAGGAAGAGGAAGAAGGUGUUCAUCCUCAUCGUCUGCUUCGUCUCCUUCAUCAUCGGCUUCUCCAACAUCACACAGGGUGGUCUGUACGUGUUCAAGCUGUUUGAUUACUACUCCGCCAGCGGGAUGUGCCUCCUCUUCCUCGUCUUCUUCGAAACCAUUUCCAUAUCCUGGCUUUACGGAGCUGAAAGGUUUUAUAAGAACAUUGAGGACAUGAUCGGCUAUCGGCCUUGCGGCUGGUGGAAGCUCUGCUGGAUGUUCUUCACUCCACUGAUCUGCCUGGGGGUGUUUACCUUCAGUGCCAUUGAGAUGACCCCUCUGACCUUGGGGAAGUAUGUGUACCCACUGUGGGGUCAAGUGAUUGGCUGGUUCAUGGCGUUGUCUUCCAUGGUGCUAAUCCCGGGCUACGUCAUCUACAUGUUCUGCACCUCUAAGGGCAGCAUCAAACAGCGUUGGCGGAAGAUGACAACCGCCCGGGAGGAUGAAAAGCCAUCGGGGCAUGAAGAAUUUACACACACAGGCAGCGUGGGCGAAGCUCCUGUCUAGCCAGGGUUGUUCAGGUCGAAAUAAUCUUGCUGCCAUUUCCCCCCGUCUGCCUUGACUUACUGCGGUCCACACUGAAACGUGACUACUGGA
Chelmon rostratus (copperband butterflyfish) is the source of this 1884-nucleotide messenger RNA. Its product is annotated as sodium- and chloride-dependent GABA transporter 1-like. Gene Ontology annotation, cellular component: plasma membrane. Lineage: Eukaryota; Metazoa; Chordata; Actinopteri; Chaetodontiformes; Chaetodontidae. Gene Ontology annotation, biological process: neurotransmitter transport; sodium ion transmembrane transport. Bases 1 to 1794 code for a protein of 597 amino acids. The transcript has 14 exons. The record is from RefSeq and is a predicted model, not a curated record. Gene Ontology annotation, molecular function: gamma-aminobutyric acid:sodium:chloride symporter activity.